This is a messenger RNA of Ectocarpus sp. CCAP 1310/34, 12345 nucleotides long. The record is from the annotation of a GenBank genome assembly. NCBI's taxonomy places the organism in Eukaryota, Phaeophyceae, Ectocarpales, Ectocarpaceae.
AUGCUGCAAAAGGUCGAUGCCGCGUUUGGUAUCUAUGACGAGCUCUCGACCGAAAGCAUGUUCCUACAGUCGGGGGUGAUCGACAAGGUAAACCGUUUUUUUCAGGCCGACGCGCCAGGCCAAAUCUUCUUUGAACAUCGUCUGGGCCCGGCCCCGAAUGCCGACCUUUCUCCUGCCACCACCUUAGAGGGUUCGGAAACGCAUGGUACUCGCCGUGUCAGCGCCAUCCGCGCAAGACGUGGCAGUGUGGGCGCGCGCCGGUUUUCGGGCCUCGGCAUGAUACCCUCCUCUGCAACAGUCGAGGGUUCCAAUUUUGGCACCGAACCCGAAGACGCCGGUGCUCCAGAUUCUGCCGUAGGCGGUGCGAACGGGGUCGGAGAUGGAGGUGAGACGGGUGGCGGGGUUUCGGUAAAGGAGGCGUCCGGGCAUCUCUACGCCGGGUUUGGGGAGGGGCUCACAACAAGGUCGCCCGUGGUGUACUUCGUGAAGAUGAGGCACACGGGCGCGGACGAGUGCGCGGCGCCCAUCGACCCGUACAAGGUCGACGACGGCGCCCUCACGUUUGGCGUGGUGUCCCAUCCGCUCCGGGCGUUGGAGAGCAUGGUGAGGACGGUGUACCGGCCAACGCUGGAGGGGCAGGACAGCAGGCUCUGGGGCAAGGCUACGCCGGACCUGGUGCACGAGUUCAUGGUCGGUUUGGACGGUUUCGUCGACAACCUGCAGCAAACGAUCAAAAACCUGGGUGGCGGGCUGGAGCUGAGAAAGCCGGACGCGCUCCACGAGGGUGAAACGGGCGGGGUUAGCGGGGGCGGGGCGGGGGCAAAGGCGGCGGCGAGGGAUCCGGAGGUGGUAUCGCACUACGUGGAGCUGCUGGAGGAGUGGUGCUCCAAGAUACGCUUGUGCUUGGACGACAGCGACCGCGCCAGCUCCGAGAAGGUAAACUCGGGGCCCGACACGGAACUGGACUAUUGGAGACGACGGGCCCAGCGACUCACCAGCAUCACGGAGCAGCUCAAGACCAAAGCUUGCAAGGUGGUCAUCGGUGUGCUGCAGCAGGUGACAAAACAGGCAGAAGACGUGCUGAUCGAUCGGCAGAAGGUCUUCACCUUGGUAAAGCAGUGGCGAAAGAUCGACGUCGACAUCACAGAAGCCGCGAACGAGGCGAAGGACAACGUUAAAUAUCUCGCUACUCUUGAGCGUUUUUUGGAACCCUUGGCUAGCGGAGACCUCGACCAGAUUCUCGAAAUCCUGCCGGGGCUGAUGAACGCGGUUAAAAUGGUGCACACGAUUGCCAGGUACUUCAACACGACCGCGCGAAUGACAAAACUCUUCAUGAAAAUCACAAACCAGCUCAUCGAGAGUUGCAAAGACGCUAUCAACGGCAAGGAAGCCCCGGAGAAAAUAUGGGACCAAGACCCAGGACCGUUACUAGAGCUUCUAGAGCAAACUCUCAGGCUCAACGAGCGCUACCAGGAGCUGUAUCAGAGCACGAAGGACCGCCUUCUGGCCAUGCCGAAGGGAAAGCAGUUUGACUUUAGCGAGGCACAGAUCUUCGGGAGGUUCGACUUGUUCUCAAGACGGGCGAUCAAGCUGAUCGACCUGUUCAGUACAAUCCAGCAGUUCAAGAAAUUGCAGGAGGCCCGCAUUGAAGGAAUGGAGCCGCUUCUCGACGGAUUCAAAACGGCCGUCAUGGUUUUCCGCGUGAAGGGGCACAACCUUCUGGACUACCACAGCAACCGUUUCGACCGAGACUUUGUCGAGUUCAACGUUCGAGUGGGCGAGCUGGAAGAGCAGCUGAGGGUUUUCAUCAACAGAUCGUUCGAAAGCCUGACCUCCAUCCAGCAAUCCCUGGCUCUCCUGGAGAAAUACCAAACUGUGUUGCACAGGGAAGCUAUGCGUCACGACCUUAACUCGAAGGUGAUGGUGGUUUUCCACAACUACGGACAGGAGCUUGUGGCCGUCCAAGACGCCUACGAGCGCUACAAGAACUUUCCACCCACCGCCCGAAACAUGCCCCCGGUGGCCGGGAACAUCCAUUGGUCGAGGCAUCUCCUGAGGCGCAUAGAGGACCCCAUGGAACGCUUCCACGCUUACCCUGGGGUGCUGAACACGAAGGAUUCUCGGAAGCUGAUCAAGACGUACAACAAGGUUGCGCGCACGCUCGUGGCGUUCGAGUACAUGUGGUACGAGGCUUGGUGCAGAGCCGUAGAAGCGGCCAGGGGCGGGCUCACGGCGACUCUCAUCAUCAGGCACCCCAAGACUGGGCGCCUGUACGUCAACUUCGACCCUGAGAUCCUGCAGCUUAUCAGGGAAGCGAAGUGCCUCGUCCGGAUGGGCGUCAGCAUUCCCGAGGGCGCGAAGAUGGUCCUGCUUCAGGAGGACCGUUUCAAGAACAACUACAACCACCUCAAGCAUGCCCUGCGGGAGUACGAACGGGUCGUCAAAUCCAUCGCCCCGGUGAUGAGACACCUGUUGAAUCCCCACGUGCAGGCCUUGGAGGCGCGCGUGCGGCCGGGCUGGAUGGUGCUGACGUGGACGUCGAUGAACAUCGAGGGGUACCGAGAGUCGGUGCAUGAGGGGCUGAGGAGGCUAGAAGAGCUAAUCGCUAAGGUCAACGAUAUCGUGGAAAAUAGAAUAGAGAAUAACCUCAAGAUUAUCAGCAGAGCCAUGCUGGUUGAUCUACCCGUGGACCGAGCCGUGACGCUGGAGGACUUCGUAUCAAUGCAAGAAGAGUGCGUAAAGACCGUCACCGAUAAGCUCGUCGAGAAGAACAGGGAGGUGGAGACGGCUGUGGAGGAUCUCAUCACCGUUGCGGAGGAUAGGGGAACGUCAUCUACGGACGAAGAAGCGUUGUCUGAGCCGGCGGCGGAGCUGAGGAAGCACUACAAUGGGCUCAUGUACAGGGCCGUGCUGGCUUGCACGAAAACCAGCCUCAACAUAAUCAAGACGAGGGCACAUGCAAACGUAACACCCGUGGCAACAAGCAGAACUGCAUCACCCCGAUCCUCCAACGCACAUGCAUUUGUGGCAAAUCAGUUGUCGACGUUGUGUCUACCCAACCAAAAGGCGUUCAGACUUGUAGAGCGGACCCCAAGAAACGGCAGCGACACCGGCGAAAAGAGUGUCGCCUUCUUCGAGCUCGACGUCCAGCUCAGCGUCCCCAGCGUAAGCCUCCGUCCUACCCUGGAGGACGUGCAGGCAAGCAUCAACAAGGCCGCGGUGAGCGUAUUGGGGUGCUCUAAGCGCAUGUAUGACUGGGGGGAGGCCGGCGUCGCGGAGUCGGACAGGUUUUCUUUCUUCGAGGCCCUCGGCAGCGACCUGGAGAUCAUCAAGACGCUGCUCCUUCUCACAGGAGCGUCCUACGGCGCGGCUCUUCAGGUGGGCGAGACCCUUCGGGUGUUCGAGUAUUUGCGUGGGUUCCGCAAGUACGACUGGCUAUGGAAGGAGGAUAAAGACGUGCAGUACAAGAGGUUUGUCGCGUCCCACCCGGCCAUCGGUGACUACGAGGCAGAGCUCGCCAAGUUUCUGGACAUCGAGAGCGAGAUUGAGGCGGUUCCCACCUUCCACAACGUUGGAGCUCUGACCCUGAACACGACAAACCUGAAGCUUCAGCUCGGCAGCGAGUCUCGCCAGUGGAAGAUUCAAUAUUCCAACAAGGUACACAAGCAAGCGCGGGACAGCAUGGCGGCUCUAAUGGACUACAUCCGGGUCACGACGACGCGCCUUAACGUGGAGGUGGAUAGCCUCGACUCGCUCAGAUAUGUCAUGGUCGUCUUAAAGGAGGUUCGCGAGCGAGAGUCAAGCAUCGAAAUGGAGAUCACGCCCAUCUUGGACAUGUACCAGAUGCUAGAGCACUACCUCCCCGGAGGACUGGUGGACAAGGAGUUGAAGGAGGACGUGCGCAAGUUCCGUAGAGAAUGGGAGACGUCAGGGCCGAUGGUACAAGGAAUUUCGCCUCUGGAGGCGGUGGAGAGGUUGAGGAGGUUCAAGGAGGAGAUGCAGCUUCGAGAGCGGACGGCCGAGAUGUACACUGCCGGGGAGGAGCUGUUCGCCCUCAAGAUCACAGCACACCCAGACCUCGUCAAGAUAAAGAAGGAGUCGUCCCUGUUGGACCAGCUGUAUGGUCUUUACAUGGACGUUCUCCAAACGCUAGAAAGGAAGAUGCCCAAGAAGCUUCGGGAAUGGGAAGCGUUUCAGGUAUUGUUGCGCAAGAUAACCGACUUUCAGGAGGUCCUUCCAAUAAUCGAGAACCUACGGAAGCCGAGUGUCAAGCCGCGGCAUUGGCAAGAGGUGAUGGACAUCACCAAGACCAACUUCCCUUACGAAAGCGAGAACUUCAGCCUCGCGAACAUCAUGGACAGCCCCAUCCUGCAGUUCAAGGACGAUAUCGAGGAGGCAUAUGGCGUCAUUAUCGAGGAGCUGGAAGACGCCCAGCUGCAGCUGCAGACUUUGCUAUCCAUGCGCCACGUGACACCUUUCAGAGAGAUUGUCCAGAACAAGCUGAACGAUCUGAGCAACGCAACGGACAGCCUGGAGCUUUGGGUCAAGGUGCAGCUGCUGUGGACAAGCCUAGAGUCCGUGUUCAUGGGUGGGGAUAUCGCCAAGCAGAUGCCGAUCGAGGCCAAGAAGUUUGUGAAGAUCGACAAGGAUUGGGCCAAGACCAUGAUAAAAGCGGAAGAAACGGAGAAAGUGAUCAUGUGCUGCGCCAGCGAGACCCUGUGUACGACGCUUCCGGUGCUGUUUCUCGAGCUUGAAAAGUGCCAGAAGAGUCUGGAGGGGUACCUGGAGCAGAAGCGGUCGAGGUUCCCCCGCUUCUACUUCGUGUCUAACCCUGUGCUGCUACUGGUGCUCAGCCAGGGGUCAGACCCAGUGCAGAUGCAGCCGUACUACGAGAAGGUGUUCGACAGCAUCAGCCAGGUCUUGCACGACAAGAAGGAGAAAUCGUCCAUCAUCAGCAUGGUCAAUAUUGCCGGGUCAGAUGAGGAAACAAUAUCUUUUUCCAAACCCGUCAAGGCCACGGGCAACAUCGAGGACUGGUUAGGAGCGCUCGAGAAGGGGAUGCAGUGUCAAGAGGCCCUGGACAAGUGCCGCACCAACAAAAGCAUCAUGAGCGAGACCAACCGCGGCCAGCUUGGGGUUCUGCAAGAGAUGAGCUCCUGGUGCCUGCAGGACCUCGGCACCAAGAUGAACAGGACCAAGAUCGAGACUCUUGUCACAAUUCAGGUGCACCAGCGCGACGUUUUCAUGGACUUGACCCGGCUCUACAAGGAGCGCAAGAUACACAGCUCUAUGGAUUUCGAGUGGCUCAAACAGGCUCGUUUUUACUGGAGGCCGGGCGAGGACGACGCCCACGGCGCUGGCAGCUGCGCCAUCUCCAUCUGCGACGUCGACUUUAAGUACCGGUUCGAGUACCUGGGGUGCAAGGAACGACUGGUGAUCACUCCUCUCACGGACCGGUGCUACAUCACGCUUUCCCAAGCGCUGGGGAUGUUUCUGGGGGGUGCACCCGCGGGCCCUGCCGGAACGGGGAAAACUGAAACCGUCAAAGAUUUGGGAAGGUCGCUGGGAAACUUCGUGGUGGGUUUCCCGAAUAGUUUGGUGCCCAUUGUCGUAACCAAUUGUACAGACCAGCAGAGAUACACCGACAUGGCCAAGAUAUUCAAAGGACUGUGCCAGGCCGGGCUGUGGGGCUGCUUCGACGAGUUUAACCGGAUCGAGUUGCCUGUGCUAUCUGUAGUCGCACAGCAGUUUAUCUCUGUAUUGAAACAUGCUCUGGCCAUCACGAAGGUGCUGGCCAUCACGAACGCGAAGCGUGUAGGUGCGAAGGAAUUCGUCUUUCCGGGCGACAGCCAGGUCAUCGGGCUCAAGCGGGACGUGGCCUAUUUCAUCACCAUGAACCCGGGCUACCAGGGCCGGCAGGAGCUCCCCGAAAACCUGAAGGUCCUUUUCCGGUCGGUGGCGAUGAUGGUACCCGACCGAGAGAUCAUCAUGAAGGUCAAGCUUUGCUCGGUGGGGUACCAGGGCUUCUCCGACCUUGCUCGCAAGUUCAACGUGCUGUACGCCCUGUGCGAGCAGCAGCUGUCCAAGCAAAAGCACUACGACUUUGGCCUGAGGAACAUUCUCAGCGUUCUCAGGACGGCCGGGAAGACGAAGCGGGACAACCUCGACGAGAACGAGGAUCUCUUGCUCAUGAAGACCCUGAGGGACAUGAACCUCUCCAAGCUUAUCGCUCAGGAUGUGCCCCUCUUCCUCAGCCUGCUCGGAGACUUGUUCCCGGCCGUUGUUGCGGGGACGUCGGGGGACGCUCACGCAGAGAGUGCUCUGACGAAGACGACGGGGGUGCAGCACAAGCCUAUCCGCAUGAACCCCAAGGCCAUCCGCGCCGAAGAGAUGUUCGGGGAGACCAACAAGGCCUCCGGGGAAUGGGUGGACGGCGUCUUCGCCGCGAUGUGGAGCAAGUUCAACGAUCGCAAUAGGAAAGAUAUGCAGUGGAUCAUCUGCGACGGGCCAGUGGACGCCAUCUGGAUCGAAAACCUCAACACCGUCCUCGACGACAACAAAAUCCUCACUCUGGCCAACGGCGACAGAAUUCCAAUGACCGACAACGUCAAGCUCAUCUUCGAGGUGGAAGAUCUCCGAAACGCGUCUCCGGCGACGGUUUCGCGCGCCGGUAUCAUAUACGUCUCUGACAGCGAUCUCGACUGGAAGCCAGUGAUGGAGAGUCGCCUCAAGAAGCUCCCGCCGGGGAGGGGGGACAUCCUGCGAGAGUUUUUCAGGAAGUACGUGGGAGAGUGCCUGGGCCCGAAAGAGCCUGGACACCUGUUCGACUUCAUCACGAGAACAUGCCGCCCUGUGAUGAACUGCACCCGCGUCGGUCAGAUCGAGGCCACCAUUCGUCUUCUUUCGGAGAUGCUCGAGUCGUCGGACAUGAGCCAAAGCCCCGAGGACGCCCGGGAUGAGCUAGAGCGGCUCUUUCUCUUCAGCGUGUCGUGGGCGCUGGGUGGCUUGCUGGAACCCGACGAGCGCGUCAAGUUUGACCAGUACCUUCAGCAGUUGUGCCCUGAGAACAUGCCCUCCUCUGGGGGGGCUGCGGCAGCCGCCGCGGCCGCUGCGAACGAUGGCGACAGUGUUUCUGGGAACUCGACCACCUUCGCCUCGUCGGGAUUGACUAUCUUUGACUACUCCGUCAACCUGGACACCAUGGCGUGGGAGCCGUGGGUGGUCCCGGCGUGGGAGUACCCCAAGGUCCCCGCCGAGGUUGACUUCCAGAGGCUGCUUGUGCCUACCGUCGACUCAACGCGCGCCCUGGCUAUCAUCAAACACCUCCAGAAACAACGCCAUCCGGUCCUCAUGGUGGGGGGGAGCGGCACAGCGAAGACGACGACGGCGCUGAUGUACUUCGACUCGCUCACGAACGACUCCAUGAUGGUGAAGAGGAUCAACUUCUCCUCGGCCACCACGGCGGGAAUGUUCCAGUCUACCAUCGAGGGGGAGCUCGACAAGAGGGGGGGCAAGAACUUCGGCCCUCCGUCCGGGUGCGGGAUGACGGUGUUCCUGGACGAUGUCAGCAUGCCGGAGGUUAACGAGUGGGACGACCAGCCGACACUGGAAGUUGUUCGUCAGCUGGUGGAAACGGGCGGUUUCUGCUUUCUCGACAAAGACAAACGCGGUGACCUCAAGGUCAUCGAAGAUCUGCAGUACGUGGGCGCGAUGAAUCACCCCGGUGCCGGCAAGAACGACAUUCCAAACCGCCUCAAGCGUCACUUCUUCAUCUUCAACAUGAUCGUGCCCCCCGAGGAGAGCAUAAACGCCAUUUACGGCCAGAUGGGGCUCCUUCGCGCGCCUAAGGACAGCAUACCGACAGAGGUUUGCCUGAUGAAACUUUGGAGGCACGAGUGCUGUCGGGUCUUUGCGGACAAGCUAACCACCAUCGAGGAUAAAGAAGCGUUCCAGAACGAGCUGGAUCACCAGACGGCGCUGCUGGGGCGCGCAGUGCUGGAAAUUCCGGAGGGACGACUGCUUACGUACGAGAUGGUGACCGGCGAGAGCCCUGGAGAAGACGAGGUGUCUCCUCCCACCGACGACAAUUCCCUUCAGAAAGCGAUCACGCAGGAGACAUUCUUCGUGGAUUUCUUGAGGACCAAUGAAUACGACGAGGACGGGGUCCUCAUCCAGGCAGCACCGAAGGUGUACGAAGAGGGCCCGAGCUUGGUCAACUUGAGAGCCAUAGUCCAGGGCUUUGCGGAACAGUACAACUUGGACUUUCCCGCGAAUAGGAUGGACCUGGUCCUUUUCGACGACGCGCUCAGGCACCUCAUCACUGUUUCGCGAAUCCUGGGGAUGCCUCGCGGCAACAUGCUGUUCGUCGGCGUAGGGGGCUCCGGGAAGAAAAGCCUGACGCGCCUCGCCAGCUACAUCGCCGGGAACUUCACCUUCCAGAUUACCAUCACGAAGGCGUACAACCUGAACUCUUUCAUGGACGACAUGAGGUGUUUGUACAAGAAGUGCGGCCAGGAGGGGAAAAACGCGACGUUCGUUCUGACCGAGGCGGAGAUGAAGGACGAAACGUUUCUGGAGAUCAUGAACAGCUUCCUCAUGACGGGAGAAGUGCCGAAUCUAUUCCCCAAGGCGUGUCGAUUUGAAGGACGCUAUUGCUUCCAAUUGAAACGUGAUGAGUUGCACAUGAUGGCGGCCGAAAUUCGACCUUUCGCGAUCAGCACCAGGCCAGACUUUGUCGAUACCCCCGAGAAUCUGGCGCGUUGUUUCGUGGACAGGGUCCGCGCGAACUUGCAUUGCGUCAUUUGCAUGUCCCCGGUCAGCGUAAAGUUUCCUGAGCGUGCCCGAAAGUUCCCGGGACUGGUGAACGGGUGCACCAUCAACUGGUUCCUGUCGUGGCCCGCCGAGGCCCUUGUAGCGGUUUCUGACGGUUACAUCGGGAACGCGCCCAUCGAAUGCUCUGCGGAGGUACACAAGGAGCUCGUGACACACAUGGGCAUGGUUCACCGCAUGGUUGUGGAGUCCUGCGCCGACUACUUCGUCCAGAUGAGGCGGAGGGUCUACCAGACGCCCCGCUCCUUCCUGUCCUUCCUCGGGUCCUACAAGGACCUCUACCUCACGAAGAAGGAGCAGGUGGACGUGAAAAGCAAGCGGGUGAUUGUCGGGCUCGACAAGCUCAAGAAGGGCGCAUCAGACGUGGAGCUCAUGAAGGUGCAGCUGAAGGAAGAGGAGGUCAAGCUUAAGGAGGCCGACCUCGCGACCACAAAGAUGCUCAGCAAGUUGGAGGUGAGCUCGAUGGCAGCGAAGAAAGAAGCCGAUGCCGUGGCUGUCAUCAAGGAGGCAUGCAUGGCCGACGCUCGGCGCAUCGCUGGCGAGAAAGAGGACGCUGAGGAAGACCUCGCCCAGGCCAAGCCGUUCUUGGAGGAGGCCGAGCGCGCUGUUGAAUCUAUCAAGGCGGGCGACCUGAACGAGCUGAAGAAGCUUCAAAAGCCAUCAGAUAUCAUCAAGCUCAUCUUCGACUGCGUUGGGCUGCUCAAAAUGGAGAAGGUUCAGCCGGUACAGGUGGAUGAGGUCACCAUCGGGAUCGGAAAGGAGAAGCAAACGCUACCCUUUCUCAAGGUUGUGAAGCCCAAGCUCGAAGCGCUUCGAAUAGCAGAAGUCAAGCUCCAGGACGCGCAAAAGGAGCUGGAGGAGGCUGAAUCUAAGCUGCAGAACUGCCAGGAUGUGCUGACCAAACUCCAAACCAAGUUCGAAACCCAGAUGGCGAAAAAGAGAGCUAUCGAGGAAAACGCCGCUCGUACAAGGAGUAGAAUGGAACAGGCCACCGCCCUGAUCGUUGGGCUUGGGGGGGAGCGUACCCGCUGGACAGAAGACAGCCGGAAGUUUGCCGACACCAAGCGGAGGCUAGUGGGCGACGUCGCCCUCUCCUGCGCGUUUGUGGGGUACUGCGGUCCUUUCAACCAAGAGUUCCGAGACCACUUGGUCAAGACAAGAUUUUCUGACGAUCUGGUGACCCGGGGCAUCCCGCUGACGAAAGGGCUGGACCUCACAUCGUUCUUGGUGGACAUGGGCACCAUCGGAGACUGGAACCUAGACGGACUCCCCACAGACCCCCUUUCGAUCCAAAACGGAAUAUUGGGGCAGGCACUGAACUGGAUCCGCCGGCACGAGAAGGACAGGUUGCCGGUCUCCGGGGUGACGUCGUUCUCUAGCGACAAGCUCAGGGACACGCUCGAGUACUGCAUGAUGGAGGGCAAGGCGCUAAUCAUUGCAGGAGUUGAGGAAGACAUUGACCCAAUGCUCACGCCGGUUCUCGAAAAACAGGUGCCCCGGGGGAAGAUUGUCGUCAAGGCUCGGAGCAAGUAUAUCAACGUGGCCGACAAGAUGUGCGAGUUUAGUGAUUCUUUUAUGCUCUACAUGACCACCCGGCUGCCAAAUCCGCAUCUAAGCCCCGAGAACCAAGCGAAGACGACUGUGGUGGACUUCACCGUGACGCAAAAGGGCCUCGAAGAACAGCUCCUUGGAGGCGUCAUCCAAAAGGAACAGAAGAGCCUUGAGGAACAACUCAAGAACGUUCUUGAAGAAGUUACGAACAACACGAAGUCUCUGAUGGCCCUGGACCAGCUGCUGCUCGAGCGGCUCAGCGCCAACACCGGCAACCUUCUUGAUGACGAAGAACUCAUUGGCGCUCUCGCGGAAACGAAGAAGAAGGCCGUCCAAGUGCGAGACAAGCUCGUCGCAGCCGGAGAGAUGCGCGAGGGCAUCGACGAGAAGCGAGAGCAGUACCGCCCGGUCGCCACCCGCGGUGCAGUCAUGUACUUCACCAUCGUGGACCUCAGCCUCGUAAACGUUAUGUACCAGACUAGCCUGGACCAGUUUCAGACGCUCUUUACCAGGGCCAUGGAUGUGGCGGACAAGGCAUCCCUAGCGUCCAAGAGGGUGUGGAACAUCAUCGAGACCAUGACGUUCAACGUCUACAGAUACAUUUCCAGAGGCCUGUACGAGCAGGACAAGCUGAGCUUCAAGCUAAUCUUGGCGCUCAAGAUUCUGCUGACGGCGCGCCGGCUGGAUCAGUCGGACGUGACCCUUUUCAUCAAGGGAGGCGCCGCCCUCGACCUCAGUUCCAUCAAGCCGAAACCGCACCUGUGGCUGGCGGACCCGGCGUGGCUCAAUGCCGUCCAGCUCAGCAGAGACAACGUGAUGUUCAAGGCGAGAUACCGCACGGGGGCGGCGUGGAAGCUGUGGUACGCCGAGAAUGAGCCGGAGGAGAUCCCGGUCCCGUGCUUCGAGGGCCGGUUGGCUGCCGAUCCCUCGGUCGGCGCGUUCUAUCGACUUCUUCUCGUCAGGUAUCUUAAUGAAGAGUUUGAGACCAUUUGGCUCACCGACACCGUCGAGCACGCAGGAUCUCGUUUGCCUGCGAUGGGACCUCGCUUUGCGGAGCCCCUGACUGAUACGGUGGAGUCUGUGUACAACGAGAUGGACUGCUCGACCCCAGUGAUCUAUCUUCUGAGUGCCGGCGCCGACCCAACGGACUCUAUCGAGGGGUUGGCGAGGAAGAAGAAGACGGACGUCGCAUGCGUUAGCAUGGGAGAGAACUGUCACCUGGGCCUGGACUACAUGGAGACCAUGGAAGAUUACCUCCAGGUAGGGGAGGUGCAAUACGGUGGAAAGAUCACCGAUGAUCUCGACCGUCGAUUGUUCAAAGCCUACACGGAGACUUGGAUGGGUGCCCCCGCACUCUCGGCAAGCUUCUGCUUCAACCCUGGGGUUCCCAUGCAGGGAGGGCCGCAGUUCAAGGCGAACCGACAGGAGUCUGCAGAAGUGGAGGACUACAUCGCUUUCAUCCAGACGUUCCCAGGGAUUGAUGGCCCGGAGGUGUUCGGCCUACACCCCAACGCCGACCUGACCUUCCGAAACAAGGAAGGCCAGCAACUCCUGGUGACCCUGAUGGAGACACAGCCGAAACAGGCUACAGGGGGUUCUGGGCGUUCACGGGAGGACAUGGAAGUACAACGGCUCCAGCUUGUCAUCAUCAACGUAGGAGGUAUGCUAAAGACCCUUCUUCAAGCAAUUCGGGGCGAGGUCGUCGUAACCGAAGACCUGAUGUCGGCCAUCAACGCCGUCUACGACGCGCGAGUUCCGCGGCAGUGGGUCUUCAGCUACGGCGGUGACGAGAUCUCAUGGAUGUCCGCGUCCCUCGGGCUCUGGUUCUCGAGCUUCACCGCACGGAACGAGCAGCUGGCGACCUGGCUCACUGGGGGGAGGCCGCCUUGCUUCUGGCUGACGGGGUUCUUCAAUCCCCAGGUGAAGUACCAGGUAGCAGUUAGGGACCCAAAAGUCGAAGGAUAG